This is a messenger RNA of Coregonus clupeaformis (lake whitefish), 7121 nucleotides long. RefSeq names its product SH3 and PX domain-containing protein 2A-like. The transcript is spliced from 3 exons. The coding region runs from base 93 to 2300 and encodes 735 amino acids. Gene Ontology annotation, biological process: superoxide anion generation. Gene Ontology annotation, molecular function: superoxide-generating NADPH oxidase activator activity; protein binding. Lineage: Eukaryota; Metazoa; Chordata; Actinopteri; Salmoniformes; Salmonidae. The record is from RefSeq and is a predicted model, not a curated record.
CAUUCCUAAAUUUGACACUUAAUGAUGCUAAUCUAUAAUUCCAUUCAUUAGGCUCUCCCAACCUCCGACAAAAACCUCCUCCUAGAAGAGAAAUGAAUCUGGGCUUCCAGUUACCCAAGCCACCAGAGCCACCUACUGUGGAAGCAGAGUACUACACCAUCGCAGAGUUCCAGUCCUGCAUCUCUGAUGGCAUCAGUUUCCGUGGAGGACAAAAAGCUGAUGUCAUAGAGAAGAACUCCGGGGGCUGGUGGUAUGUCCAGAUCGGGGAGACGGAGGGUUGGGCCCCCUGCUCCUACAUCGACAAACGCAAGAAGCCCAACCUCAGCCGACGAACCAGCACGCUCACCCGCCCCAAAGUCCCGCCCCCAGCUCCGCCCGUCAAGAAGCAAGACUCAGAGGAGACGCCCUCACCUUCACACAGUCACUCCAUCUCCUCCUCCUCCAAAGCCCCAGAAUCCUCCAGCCGGCCCGCAGUAUACGAGGAACCGGAAUACGAUGUUCCCGCUGUUGGGUGCGAGGGCGAGUCGGACACAGAUUCCCUGAAGGAAGAAACAAUACAUCGCCCCCUGGAGGUGAAAAUCAACAGCGUGGUCUGUGAGAAGUACCGUAGUUCUCCUCUGGUCUGCAAGACCUCCCCUGUUAUUAUCAGCCAUAGAAGAAGAUCCUUCAGGACCGUUGAAGAGAUGGCCAAGGAGGAAUGUAUCUAUGAGAACGAUGGCUUCAGGCGCAGUAGUGGUGAUGAAGGGGCUUCGGCCAAAGGCUGCGGCGGUUCCAACUCCCCAAGGAUCUACCACUCCUCGACUGUACCCCGCAAACCCUCAGGGUCUUCACCUCUAGCAGGGGGAAAGCCAUUGAAGAAGAUCACCCCGGAGCUGAGCCGGAGCCAGUCCCUAGCCAAAGCCGACACCUGCCCCUGGUCGUCCUCAGACGAAUCGGGUAGAGGUUCAAGGAAACCCCCAGGCACCAGGACGGUGGAGCAGAGGAUAGGCCAGAGCCCCUCCACCAAGCCCAAGCCCUCGGUGAGGCCUAAACCUCUCCUCACCACGAAGUCAGAGCCCCAGUGCCCCGAGAGGAUGGACAUCACUUCCCUGAGACGCCAGUUGAGGCCCACGGGUCAGCUCCGGCAUACCGUCCAUGGGCUCAAAGACUCUGAAACGGCUUCCGUCAUCUCGUCGGAGGACUCCCAUUCUUCCCGCAACAGCACCUCAGACCUCUCCUCCAUCUACUCCAAGGGGAGCCGGAGAGAUUCGGAUCUGGAGGGGUUCAACCUAUACCGGACCACAGAUGCCUACGACAAGGUCCAGGAGUCAGAGCUGAGCUUCCCAGCUGGGGUGGAGGUGGAAGUACUGGAGAGGCAGGAGAGCGGCUGGUGGUACAUCCGUUGGCGGGACGAGGAAGGCUGGGCGCCCACCUUCUACUUGGAGCCCAUCCGCCAAGGGAGGGACGGCGGUGGGUCCGAGUCCGACGGGCAGCGCUCUGGGUCGGGCAGCGGCACCGGGAGCAAGUCCAACAGCCUGGAAAAGAAUGAGCAGCGUGUGCUGGCGCUCAACGACAUCAACCUCCAGGGACUCACCAACCACCACCAGGUACACCACACGCCGGGGGGUCUGAGGUCGAGGAACACUCCCCCAAUCCCCUCCAAGCCUCCGGGGGGAUUCUCCAAGCCGGCUGUGCUGGUCAACGGAGCCGUGAGAAUGAGGAACGGUGGGGUGAGACCGCAGUCCGCCGUCAGACCCCAGUCCGUGUUUGUGUCUGCGCCACAGCCCGCCAUGGACAGUCAACACUACAUGACGAAUUCCCUGAGGCGGAACGAGUCAUUGGGCGCCCACAACCAGUACCGUACCGACCAGUACCGCUCCGGUUCCGCUACCCUCGGCGUGCGCCGUAACUCCUCCUUCAACGCAGUGCGUGCGCAGCCCGUCACAGUUGAGACCCGAUCGAGACCCUCAGAGCGCUCUAUCACCACCAGGGGUUCUUCGGCGGAACGAUUUGGCGCUGGCGGCGGGACGGACACCUUGAGCAGGGUUGGGGUUGUUGUGCAGCGUAACGGUAUCCCCGUCUCCACAGUCAGGCCCAAGCCUAUCGAGAAGAGCCAGCUGAUCCAUAACAACCUGGGGAGGGAGGUAUAUGUGUCUAUUGCUGACUACCGGGGGGAUGAUGAGACCAUGGGCUUCCCUGAGGGCACCUGCCUGGAGGUUCUAGACAGGAACCCCAAUGGGUGGUGGUACUGUCAGGUCCAAGAUGCCCUGCACCCCCGCAAGGGCUGGGUCCCCUCCAACUACCUAGAGAGGAAGAAGUAAUGGCCUAAUAAUAAUAACAAUGUCCCCCUUUGAUGAUGUCACUAAGAAUAUUGGUGAUGACACCACUCCAUAAGAAUGUUACCCCACAAGAGCUAUCACAAGCAAUAUGCUCCAAAUAUGUAAAUGUUUGAUUCUGAAAGACUUUAUGUACAAAAAUAUGUUGUUUUAAUCUUAUAAUGAGAAAGAGACACUUUUAUUUCUGGUUUACUAAAAUGUACACGUAAAAGACUAAAAGUCCAGAAUUUUGCGUGCGAUAUGGGAUGAAACGAGACACUGAAAACGGGGGUUGGCCACCCCCAGUGUUAGAAACACAAAGACGUUUUUGGAACUUUGGAACGAUGCGAUUUGACACGACACCUUCUAGAAGGGGUUUACAUUAGAAAGAGAAGAUAGCUGGGUAAUGAUGGCAAGCCUUAUACCUGCCCUUGUGACUAUAAUGCCAAAUAGGUGCCUUUUGUAGAUUAUCAACUGAAUGGGGGUUCGAAGAAGUGGACGGAACACAUCAGUGAAUCAACGUCAUUACCAAAUGUAUUACAGUGCCAUAGGCCUAUGAGCAUGAAUACCACCAAAAUUAUUUUUGUAACGUUCAAGAGAAUCACUUGAGUAGGAAUGUUUAGGAGCGUUACCGAGCGAAUAUGAUCAAUCUAGAGUGUUGUAGUAGAAUGUUCAGAAUCAAAUAAGAAAAAAACAAGAGAACAGGAGAGAUAUCAGUGACUCUCAGUGAGUCACAAUUGAGCAAAGUCAAAAUGACUAAUCCUUUGAUUAUAUUUUUUAGACAUUUCUGUAUGUUUUGUUCUUUAAUGUCUUUGUGUGUCUUUUUGUCUGUCCUUAGAGAUGUAUUUCUGCGUUCUUGUGUUAUACUCCACCGACAGUCCAGAAUUGGAAAGAGUCAAAGUUUAGUCUCUCGGAUGUUCCGAUCUCUGAAGUUUCACUGACGGAAUAUCUAUGUUGAGGGACACGUAAUUGGACGAACUUUGUAGUUUUACCCCACUUCUGGAGUCCCACUUCUUAUUCUAAAUUUUCAACCAAGCCUACAGAAUCUUGCACACAAAUAAAGCUGAAACCUGUCAAGCUUGAAAUCUAAUCAAAUUAUACUUAUUGGGAAAUAAAUUCCAAUUGAAGGUGCUUUUCAGUCCAAAAAAAAAAAGGCCUACCACCAAGAUAUUAGUUUAUACAAUAAGUUUUAGUAUUGUAUGUCUGUAGUAGUCCCAGACAAAUAUCUUUGUAUAUAUGCUUUACUGUAUAUACAGUAUAGCAACCGCAGUUGCAGUUGCACAGAAAAUAAGUACUGGAAAUAUGGCUUAAUAAUUGUUUUUCAAUCCCAGGGAUAUACUUCCAUAGCCUCGAGCCCACAAUGUGAUCAAACCAAAGAGGAAUAUCAUUUAAUUGGCUAUUUUGUAGCUUUACUAUUUAUUUAUGGGCACAAAUAGCAUAAUACAGUGUAUUCAAAAAAAAUGCCUAAAACUAAGUUUAAAAACUGAAGAUUUAAAAAAAAAAAAAUGUUGAUAACAAUAUCUGGACUCAGUUGAUUUUCUGAAUCCAAAUUAAAGAUAGUUUCAACAUGCGGAUAUUGCUGUGCAGUAUUGGUUUAUGUGGUAUGCAAUAGAGUUUAUGUUUACUUUCUUGCUUUCAAAGUAGUUUGGUAUCUACUGGAUUUAGAAUAGUACUGCAGGACUAUACAGUCAUGUCAACAUAACCAUUUUCUUGUUAUUACUACUUACUUAUAUGUUUUCCCAAACACAAUACUGAUAUUACUUCAAAACGAUCCCCAAUAGAAAAUCUAAAUUGAGUACUAUUUCAACUGGCUGGUGUUCAAGACUGCUGAAAUAUUUUUCUAUUGAACAGUGUGUGAGCUUCUCAACUGAGGUUAAACACUAACUUUUCAUUACAUUUUCUGCUGGACAGUAUUAUAGUAUUAAACAAAGUAUUGUACCUGCUAGAUUGCAGUUAUAUCUGUUUUAGCCAACCAUAGUUGUUUUUUGUUGUUACAGUGUGAUAACACAUAGACAAUAAUGAAGAUUGAAGUUUCGUUUUUUGUGAAUUAAUGCACUUUAACACUUGUUUACAGUGCAUUAAUGUAAAGAUGCAGUUGAAAUACUCAGCAUAUUAUUUAUUGAUUUUUAAAAAACUAUUUAAUAUUAGUAUUUUUAUACCUCAAGUUUUUAAACUCCUGUCUUGUCACAGGAGUUGCCAAAUAUCUCAGUCAUUGGAGGAUGCCAAAGCUCCUCACAAUAUAAUAAUUGGAUACAUGGUACUCUCUUGUGGGAGACGAAUGCUACCGCAACAUACUUUUUUCAUGUUGCCCAACAAACCGGCAGUUACAAUGCAAUACUAAAUGCACUGCUGGUCAGUGAAACUACCAACUACACAAUGCCUGUACAUAAUUGAAUGUUUUCAAAUAUUAAUGCAGUUAAGAGUUAGUUUUUUUUUUUUUUGUAGUUUACAAUUUUUGUAGUUCACUUUUUUGUAUUUGGCUAUCUUUUUUUUUAACCUUCUAAAUGACUUUUUUCACCAUGCUGUGUGCUGCAACUAGCAAAAUCAUGGAAACUUCCUUUCUCCUUAUUGCUCUGUACAUAAUGCCUGAUUCAAAUCGUAUUUAUUUUUGAACUAAUGUUUAUACCUCCCAUCUGUGGUUUGACAAUCAAAUAUUUCUCCCCUUCCUCACCAGACUGGACUAGACCUGUCAACCUAGUACAAAAGUCAAUAAUGUGUGAUAAACUGUAUAAUUUUUUGAAAUUUCUACAUUCUAUUUGGUAUGCAUUUCAAGCCGUUGCAUACAGAGAUCUAUAGAAGCUGAAGUUAGUUCUGCUUCACAAAUGGAGGGUAAAAUGCUCUUUAUCUCUCCCAUCAUAUCCUAUCUAAAGCAAUGGAAAUCAAUAAUUAGGCCUAUGUCAAGUAAAAAUACAGUGGAUACAGAACCCCUAGAACCCCUUACCCACCGCCCUCCCUCCCCUUGACGAAGGCAUUAUGUAAACGUGUUGAAUCACCCAUAACAUUUUGCUUCAGCACAUAUUAAUGCAUAUUGCUAUUGUUUAAUAGAGUACAAUUUACACGGCUUGUCUGCCUGCGCCUGCAAAUUACAAGGGAAUUGUAAUGUGUCAAGCUCGACUUUUUCAUAUUUAGAAUGAUGUAUUUUUUGUUUUUCAUAAUGUUUUCAAUGUUCCCGGCAAAAUGAUCAUUGUCAUUCUAUUUGUUUUUCGUUUUCACCCCAUUGUAUUUGAACAUCAUUCAGAAAUCUAAUAAUGAGGAAAUGUGCAAUAGAAAUAGGCAUCUUUAAAAAACAUAGCUAAAGAAAAACAUGAUCAACAUUACCUCCUCUUUCAACAUGUCUAAGGAUAUAUGAUCAAACAAUAUAUUGUAUAUCCCUUAAUCCAUUCAAGCCAUCAUCGGUCAUCUAAACGCCUUUAGGUCAUGACUCAUUUCAGGUCCACUGCUUUUUUCAUAUUAGCCUUUUUCAAAAGAGCAACAGUUGCUAAUGGCACUAAACAUACUCCAAUCCCAUUGGAGAUGCUUACAUCCAUUGAGCUACAGCACAACAUGUUGUGACAUGAUGGACAGCAUUUUUAACCAAUUGCUACGUAAGAAUCCCUUCUGGUCCCUCCUCCUGGCUAGCGAACUGUGAAUGGCACCGGCAGAAGCCAAUGACCCGGGUUCCGACCUCGUAAACAUCUAGCUGUUCUCUACCACAAAUGUCAGAAUUGAGGGCCUCUGGAUACUUACCAGACUGCCUUCGAGCUGUCAUGUUUGUGCUUGAACAAAAUGUUUUUGUUCUUGGAGUGUGUCGCUCUCCUCCACUACGCAGAUGCCUCCAUGACAUUUUAACACAAGCCAUACCGGCCUCUUCAACCCCCUUGCUAUGGUAAAAGAGACAUUUUGAACCGACACAGAAUGUCAACCGCAUAAUGUAAACUGGGAGACUGUCAACCGGUAGUCUUGUCGGGAAACAGUGAUGUGUACUACAGGGUCAUCGCAGUUUAAUCCAUCCGCUUCCAAACCAAUACCUACCGUUACACCAAAUAUAAGAAACCACUUUUUUUAAGUAUCUACAUGUCUUCGACCCAAGCCCCAUGGGAAUUCAUUUCAGACAUGACCGUGUGCAUAAUGUUUAGAAUCUUCUGAGGAGAAAGAGAGAAAAUACUACAUGGGUUCGGUUUGGUCCUUUGUCCACAGAUUACAACAGUGAUGUUCUGGAGUUCCACUAAAGCUGGUUAGUUUCCUCUACAGAUAAUUGUUUUAUCACUUAUCCCCACAUAACAGUUAAGGUGCUUCCCAGCUUUGGAAGGUCUCAGUUCAUUUCCUUUCCCCUCCAGUAGAUUUGAUAGGGAAGACACACACACCGUUGAGUUUUAACUUUGGUGGAGGGUGGUAAAGUCUCACCAACGAGGGAAGCCAUUCAUGUCAGAGGGAAUAGAUUAGAGUCUCUACCAUAUUUGCGAAGUCAGCCAAGUGAGACCAUCCCUGCUGACGCUACACUGCCUCGACUCUCUGUCCCCCCUUUUUAUUUUAACAAAUUGGUGGCCCUUCUCGAGCGUGACGUUCUCUUAAACCUAGUAAUCCUAGAUAGCACCAGCUGAAAUGCCUUUUUUCCUCCCAGCUUUUUUUGUUCUACUCUUCCUUUUCUAGUGCCUCCUUGCUCUCUCUUCUGCCUUUUCCACCAUACUUCCGCCAUCUUCUUUUUAUUUAUUUCGCCUCAACCAAAGCUAGUAGUUCCCAGUGCCAAAAGCUAGUCACUUGAAGUAGGAAGAAAGAAUUAAUUAAUUAAUUAAAUAAAUUAAUAUGCCAUUUAGCAGACGCUUUUAUCCAAAGCGACUUACAGUCAUG